AUGAAGGAAGCGGGGAUUGUCAAGAUGCGUAAACGCGCUCAGAGCCACAGCCAGGGCCAGAGCCAAGGCCAGAGUCAAGUGUACAUUUACGGCGCACACACGCAAGCGGACGCGGCGGGCAGAUCGAGAAGUGCGGCAGGUACGACAGGCACGGCCGCCGCCGCCGCUGCUGCUGCUGCUGCUGCUGCGACUGCUGCGACUCGGUGGAAAUUGCCCUCCGCCGCUUCUCCGACGACUGGGCCUACGAUGAGACCAUGGUUUACGGUUCCCCCUUCUUCUGCCACCCACUCUUCCUCUUCAUUACAGAUUAGUGCAGCAGCAGCAGCAUCAACGGCUACGACGACGACGCACAUGCCGCUGCAGACGAAAGAUCACCAAGGCGGCGCUGGCAACACAACGGCGCAGAUACCUUCGACUGUCGUCCACUCUAUUCCCGUGCCCUUAUUCGAAUGCUAUGCACCCGUCUUGGGACAUUCCGCCGUGCGAUGUGUUGGCCAGACGCAUGCACAGGCACUCCACCAACUGGCGCCGAGCAUCCUCUUUGGCCUGGGCUGCAUCGCUAUCAUCAUUCAGUGGAUUCGUCUCGCUUGUGCCCGGCGCAGAUUCGGUGUCGUGCUCACCUCCUCGAUGGCCGUCUACGGUGGCUCGGCUGCGACGCUGGCCUUUUGUAGCAGCAUUGUGCCUCACGCGAGCAGCGGCGACGGUGCCUCCCUCAUCAUAGGCGCCCUCACUUCGCCCCUGCUUCUGCUUCACCUCAUCGUUCUGUAUCUGCUCGCACCCAGGAGCAGAGCACGGCUGGCUCCGCUCGACAGAAGUCUCUUCGCGUCAGGCCUCGCCGUCCUCGUUCUCAACGUUCUCACCUCGACCGAAAAGGCAUCUGACUCCCCUGAGCUGGCUUCACAUCGACAUCACUUAAUCUACGCCGAGGCUACUGCGAUCCUCGUCUUCUAUGUCUGCUCUCUUUUGUCGAUGGAUCUUCUCAGGUCUCAAUUCAGAGGACUGAGGAGGCUCAAUGGGAAGCCCACUCCGUGCUCGCAAAGGAGGAAGCUGUGGGCUGCUGCCCGCCUCUCCCGUGCGCUUUUUGCUCUCGGCACCGUCCUGCUUUUCGCCCACGCCAUGUUGGCAUUCAGUCACCCUACAAAUGAGGCUAUAGUUCUGGCGGGCGGUCUACUGGCAGCCAUUGCCUAUCUCGCCCAUGUUGCGACGUUCCUCGUCCUCAAUUGCGCGUCUCGAUCACCCUCGUCUUCGUCGUCGCCGUCGUCCGACGACCAGUGCUCCUCUGGCGACGUAGAUCUCGACGUAGACUUUGAAAAGCGCGGCCGGUCCGAUCGCUCCCCACAGCUGCCGGGAUUCAGCCGAUCGCCCGGUGGCACGUUGCUUCUGCGUGAGGGACGGCCGAGAAACAAGCUUCCUGCUGCGCUGCCGCCGCUGCCCACCGAGGCAGGCUCGCCAAAGGGCGCCGUCGCUUCUCCACUACAGGCGGCCGUCGUUAAGGCGCGGACAAAGAGCAAGGUCAGCGUCGUCUCGUGGGAUCGCAUCGAGUCGCUGAUGCGGCCCGACUACGUGUUAAACCGCUCGCCGAAGGUUAGCAGUGCGUCACCGAUGGCUCUGAGGAGAGAGGACUAUAUGCGGCAGGGGGAGGAGGAUAAUUCGCAGAGGCGAGGCCGAGUCACGUCGCUUGUCACUGAGGCGUCUGACUAUGGCCCCAACACGACGUCGUACCACGAACCAUCACCAGGCGGAAGAGCGAGCUUCCAUGCAAGCCAUCGUAGGAGCUCCAUGUUGGUCGGCUGGCACAACCUCAUGAAUGCACACCGCCGGUCUCAGACGCCAACGCAGACAGCAAGCGCGACGCCCACAAGCUCCAAGUUCCCCAGCGGCGUUUUUAUCGUGGCCAAGUGUCUGGACGAAGGGGAGCAGGACAUCCCGCUCGUUCCUGAUCCUGCCCUCCUCAGUGAUUUGGCCAGGCGCAAGGGAAAGCAGAGGGCGAGGCGCAACUCUACCAUUGCCAGAAGAAUCGCCUCGGCAUCCGUUUCAGCCGCUGCCUCCCCGACUCUUCUCGCAAAAGCAACAGGUGCCUCAGCUUCUUCUGCUUCUUCGCCACUGAGCCCUCGGCAGAUGUUGAGGCAUGCAAGGAAGAUGACUCCACGGCGUCUUGGAUCUUCCACAGGCGACAAGGCGGCUGUCGAAGACGACGAGAUGGACGAAGGCCAGGUCGUUUUUGUGGGAGCCAUCGGAGAGCCCAAUAGUGUGCCCACAUCGGCAGUGACUGCCGACGCAGACGUUGUUGGCAUCUUGAGCCCAUCACUGGCAUCGGCUGAAGUUGUGAGGAGUGCGUCUUGGAGGAUCGCCGCUCGUGAUGGCGCUGCGACGGUCCAGAUGCCCAUCAGUGCGAGCAACGCAGCCAAGGACAAGGCCACAGUGGACGAGAGAGUCGGACAGGAGACAGACAUUCAUCACGAGCACGGUGAAAAGGAAGAGGCCGAUAUUGGACAGCAGGGAAAGAUCGGCCGAGUCGAGCCUGGUCCGAAGACGAUAUGGAGAAUGCAAGACAAUAACUCGAAGAGGGCGAGCCGCAACACGCUGCUCUCCAUGGUUCCCUCUCGAGUUGGAGAGUCGUGGGAGGACUAUGACGAAGAAGAGACGGCUCUGUGUGGACUCUCCAGCAUCGAAAAGGUCCUUGCAGAGCGCGGAAGGGUAGGUUUGGAGCUGACAAGAAAGUCUAUCCAGCUCGAGCAUCCCUCUUUCAGCGACGCCGAGAGGCAAACUGAACGCCCCAUAGCGGAAAUGUCGAGCAAAACGAAGUCGGACGGCGCGCCAAAUGACGCUGCAGACGGCUUCCAUGGGUCCACGGUUCCUCAAGAGGAGGGUAAGACCAGCUUCGGCAGCAACAGGGACAAGCUGCUGGUCGACAUGGUGGCCGGCGACACAUUCUCCUCCUCCGUCUCUGCGCUCUGA
This is a messenger RNA of Acaromyces ingoldii, 2958 nucleotides long. RefSeq lists its product as hypothetical. NCBI's taxonomy places the organism in Eukaryota, Fungi, Basidiomycota, Exobasidiomycetes, Exobasidiales, Cryptobasidiaceae. The coding region runs from base 1 to 2958 and encodes 985 amino acids. The record is from RefSeq and is a predicted model, not a curated record. The transcript has 3 exons.